Messenger RNA from Lampris incognitus (smalleye Pacific opah), 1257 nucleotides. It is a transcript of the gene evx2, whose product is annotated as even-skipped homeobox 2. The record is from RefSeq and is a predicted model, not a curated record. Gene Ontology annotation, molecular function: DNA-binding transcription factor activity, RNA polymerase II-specific; RNA polymerase II cis-regulatory region sequence-specific DNA binding. The transcript is spliced from 3 exons. The coding region runs from base 1 to 1257 and encodes 418 amino acids. Gene Ontology annotation, biological process: regulation of transcription by RNA polymerase II. NCBI's taxonomy places the organism in Eukaryota, Metazoa, Chordata, Actinopteri, Lampriformes, Lampridae. Gene Ontology annotation, cellular component: nucleus.
AUGAUGGAGAGGAUAAGAAAGGAGAUGAUAUUGAUGGAGAGGGGUCUGCAGAGCCCCGUGGCGGGGAAGCGGCUCUCGGACGCGGCUGGGAAUAACUCGGUGCUGGAGGCCCUGGAGAACUCCCCGCACAGCGGCCGGCUGAGUCCGAGGAUCACCUCCGCCUCGCUCCAUGGCGGCCUGGGCGACAUUCCCGCCAAAGGCAAGUUUGAAAUCGACAGCCUGUUCGGGGGCCACCACGGCGGCGAGAACGCGUCCGCGGCGGACAUCUCGUCCUCGGACGGCAGGAAGAAGAUGAGCCUGUACGCCGACGCGUCGCAGGACUCGGACAUGAACAGCGACGUGGAGGUGGGCUGCCCGGCGCACCGCUCGCCGAGCCAGCACAAGGAGAACAACAAAGGGUUUUCAGACGGGGCCAAUUCCGGGACCUCCAACGCCGGCUCGACCUCCCUCUCCGGCGUGAACGGCAACUCCAUGGGGUCGAACAAUUCCAACGCCGACCAGGUGCGGAGGUACCGGACCGCGUUCACCCGGGAGCAGAUCGGCAGGCUGGAGAAGGAGUUUUACAGGGAAAACUACGUGUCGAGGCCGAGGAGGUGCGAACUGGCUGCAGCGCUCAACCUCCCCGAGACUACCAUCAAGGUGUGGUUCCAGAACAGACGGAUGAAGGAUAAAAGGCAACGUUUGGCGAUGUCGUGGCCCCAUCCCGCGGACCCCAGCUUCUACACCUACAUGAUGACGCACGCGGCGGCUACCGGAAGUCUGCCGUACCCUUUCCACUCGCACAUGCCUCUGCACUACUACCCGCACGUCGGCGUCACGGCCGCCGCCGCCGCCGCCGCCGCCACGGGCGCCGCCUCGUCCCCUUUCGCCACCUCCAUCCGGCCCCUCGACACCUUCCGAGCCCUCUCCCACCCCUACUCCCGACCCGAGCUCCUGUGCAGCUUCAGGCACCCGGGACUCUACCAGUCGCCCGCGGGCCUCAACAGCUCGGCGGCGGCGGCGUCCGCGGCGGCGGCGGCGGCGGCGGCGGCGGCGGCCGUCAGCGCGCCGUCGGCCGCGGGGCCGUGCUCGUGCCUGAGCUGCCACAGCAGCCAGGCGGCCAGCGCGCUGGGCUCCAGGAGCGCGGGCGCCGACUUCACCUGCACGGCGUCGGGGCAAAGGUCCGAGAGCGGCUUCCUGCCUUACUCCGCCGCCGUCCUCAGCAAGACCUCCGUCCCGUCGCCGGACCAGCGGGAAGAGAGCUCGCUUAACAGAUAA